Molecule: messenger RNA, 477 nt
Organism: Iphiclides podalirius (scarce swallowtail)
Lineage: Eukaryota; Metazoa; Arthropoda; Insecta; Lepidoptera; Papilionidae
Source: the annotation of a GenBank genome assembly
AUGGCAUUAACUUUAUUAAAAAAAGCUCUUAUUUCUAAUCCACACCGUAUUCGUAAGGUUGCGGGAAUAAUAUGUGCCAGAAACCAUUGGAACUUCCAAUACAAACCCGGCCCAUAUCCAAGAACUCCGGAAGAAAGAGCAGCAGCUGCUAAAAAGUAUGGAUUGACUAUUGAGGAAUAUCAACCUUAUCCUGAAGAAAUGUGCUAUGGAGAUUAUCCUAAAUUGCCGGAUAUUGGUUCGGAUUCUAAGGAUCCACAUUAUCCUUAUGAUUAUCCAGAACUUAAAAGAAAUUUUAAUGAACCUAUACAUGCCAGCCAGGAGAUCUAUGGUGAAGAUCGUUAUGAUAUCAGCAUGAAACCCAGAUUUUCACUUACGCACCAAUGGCUGUGGUUCUUAGGUGCCAUAGCCAUCAUAAACCCGUCGAUUAUGUCCAUCGACAAGCUGGCUUUAAUCGGCAAGGAUGGACAGCGAACGAAA